GAUGUCUUCGUUGAAUUGCGUAGUAACGUAUUCUGUUCGCUCAUAUGUUUAUGCGAAUGUCAUUUAUCGGUAGUUUGGUGGUUCACUGUUUCCUGAUGAUGGGCCUCAGCUAUGCAUUUGGUCUUGAAUGUAAAUCGCAACCAAUGUACGAAAUUCGGAUUUUACACUGUACAUGUGACAGUCCAAAUAUUUCCUGGACGUUCAACUCUUCUCAGAUUAUCAAGAAACCUGGGAAGUUUUUGCAUUCAAAAAAUAUUCUUCAAAUAUUUGACUUCAGGUUGGAAGACAGUGGCGUAUAUAAAUGUUUCGAUCUCAGUAAUGUAUCCAAAGAAUGCAGUUCAGUGUGUCUGAAAGCGGAUGAUCCUGAUUUGUAUUAUAAAGCAAUUCACGAAGAUUCUAUCCCUGAUGUUGAGGCUGAAGAGCAAGAAAGACCCUACUGGCACCAAAAAAUGAAAGCGAUUCCAGAGUUUUAUGAAUUUGUUAUGAAGCCAUUAAAACUCGCUUGUUAUUUCUACGUAAGAAACAACUCUGUCAUUCCCCUGGUUCAGUGGAUCAUGCCAUCCGGCCAUGACAACUUAAUUGUAAUCCAUUCGAAGAAGCUUGCUGAGUUCAAUUGCAGUUCUAUCCCAGAAACUCAACGUAAUUUAAGUGGGAGCUGCUAUUCAACGGAAAUUACGAUUGUAUCAAUCAGUGGAAGUGAUUCUUUUGAUUGUAUUAUUCGAACAUCAAAUCAUUCGGACAUAGCUAUUAUCAACUCAUUUACAGUCCUUCAAAAAUUGACCGACAUACUUUUUCCUUAUUCAAGUGAUACAGAAUUUGAAGCACCAAGUUUUGAAUUAAUUGAUGAAUUACGUCUACCAAGUGAAGUUGGUUCUGGUGAUGUUCAUUCCGAUUUGUUCAGUGUAACAAACGAAAAGAAUUCCUUAGAUUUAUCAACGCUUAUUUUAACAAAUUACACUGAGUUUCGAUUCUACUUGUUAGAUAAUGUAACUUGUGUGUCCAAAGAGGUAAUUCUGGUAUGUCAUGUUCCACGGACAAUAAGUCAACUUGAAGUAUGGUAUUUAGGCCAAUACGACAAACACCCUAGGCUUCUGAAAGACUCAAAAGUAUCCGACUCUUUCACAAACAAUGAGAAGCGCUAUAUGCUGUUUGACAAUAGCAUUAUAUUAAAAUUAGAAAACUUGUCCCAUAGGGAUAGUGGAUUGUAUAUAUGCAAAAAUGAUUUCUUUUAUAAAAAUGUAACAAUUACAGUUAUGGAUUGUUCAAAAUCAAAUUUAAUCUCUAGGUUCCUCCCACCUAUUCUUAUUUGGAUAAUCAUAUUUAUAACAAUUUCAACUAUCCCUCUAUCAUUGAUAUAUUGUAUACAAAUUAGGCGUAAGUCAAUGCAAACUGUGCUAUCUAUACCUAUUGAUUUUUUGGAUAAAAAUGCAAAAUCGAAACGUGUUGAUGUUUUCCGUAAAAUGAAUUUACUGUACACAAAGCCAGAACAUAAAUUAUUAUUGCAUCACUCCGGCUCUUCUACAUCGUCGUCGCCACCAUCGUUGUCAUUAUCUUCCCCUUUAUCACCAUGUGCAAUAUAUUCUCGAUCUGGUUCUUCUAACAUCAGUAGUGUCGAUACAGAUACAAAACAUAAGAUAAUAGAUAUACUUACGUCAUUUUCACAAAGAUUACUAUGUCAACCAUCCAAAUAUUUUUCACAAAAAUAUAACGUUCUACAAUGUAACGUAAUGCUGUUACAAUGGUUAACUCAGUAUUUGAAUUCUAGUCCUAAAACAUAUAUACCGAAAUCAUCUUUUACUCUAGAAAAUCUCCUUGGUGAAGGUAAUUAUGGAAUUGUUUAUAAAGGAAAGUUAUCCAUUAAUGCUGACGACGAAAGCAAUUCUAAUGGUACUGAGAUUGCUAUCAAAACGUUGAAAGAUGGAUUUCGAAAUAGGCAAUUAAUUAAUUUAAUUCGAGAAGCGAAAGUUUUAAUUGAGCUAGAACCACAUCCAAAUAUCAUUAAAUUUCAUGGAUUAUGCAUAGAUAAUAAUCAUCUAUACAUUCUUCUCGAAUUAGCUAUUCAUGGUAAUUUACGAGAUUUUCUACGAAAUCGUCGACCACCUGGACUCAAUUAUUGGGCAGAUGAACGAACAAUCAAUUCAUCAUAUGUAAUUGUGAAAAAUUCAAAUGAUUUCAAAGAAUUUUUAUCUGAUAGUAGAAUUAGACAACAAAGAGUAGAAUUGUUAAAAUUUGCUUUAGAUAUUGCCAAUGCUUUAUUGUAUUUUGAAACAUUAUCUUUGUUUCAUCGAGAUGUUGCAGCAAGAAAUGUUGUUCUUACAGAAGGAUUUGUUGCGAAAUUAUGCGAUUUCGGUUAUGCAUGUACCCAAGAAGAAUCAAAUAAUGGAUACAUGGAAAUGGAUAAAGAUUACUUAGCAGUAAGAUGGAUGGCACCAGAGUGUUUGAUGACAACGAAAUGUUAUACUUCAAAAUGUGAUGUUUGGUCUUAUGGGAUUCUGUUGUGGGAAUUAUUCAGUUUGGGUAAUUCACCAUACCCUGGAUUAGAUAAUGGACAACUAAUCAACUGGUUAAAUAAUGGAAAUCGUAAUACUAGACCAUACCUAUCCACCAACUCAACCUACCAGUUGAUGCUAGAGUGCUGGUCACAAGAUCCCGAUAGUCGACCAAGAUUUUAUGACAUUUGUAACCGAAUUGCUGAAAUGAAAUCCAGUUAUGAUGACCCGAAGGAAAACAAUGAUUCAAUGAAGGGAUACGUUGAAUUAAUGUUGGAGCACGAAGAUUACUUGGAACCGCGACAGUAUUUACACUAG
This is a messenger RNA of Schistosoma haematobium, 2807 nucleotides long. RefSeq lists its product as uncharacterized. The record is from RefSeq and is a predicted model, not a curated record. The coding region runs from base 45 to 2807 and encodes 920 amino acids. Gene Ontology annotation, molecular function: transmembrane receptor protein tyrosine kinase activity; ATP binding. Gene Ontology annotation, cellular component: signaling receptor complex. Gene Ontology annotation, biological process: multicellular organism development; protein phosphorylation; cell surface receptor protein tyrosine kinase signaling pathway. The transcript is spliced from 13 exons. NCBI's taxonomy places the organism in Eukaryota, Metazoa, Platyhelminthes, Trematoda, Strigeidida, Schistosomatidae.